This is a messenger RNA of Aedes albopictus (Asian tiger mosquito), 1762 nucleotides long. Its product is annotated as protein twisted gastrulation-like. Gene Ontology annotation, biological process: regulation of BMP signaling pathway. The coding region runs from base 958 to 1719 and encodes 253 amino acids. The transcript has 3 exons. NCBI's taxonomy places the organism in Eukaryota, Metazoa, Arthropoda, Insecta, Diptera, Culicidae. The record is from RefSeq and is a predicted model, not a curated record.
AAGGUGCAAAUGCAAUCAAUUUGGGACUUCCUGUAAGCUGGAUGGGAAAGGAAUUUUGACUUUUCCUUUGCGUACGCGUGAGAGUACGGCUGAGCUCAGCAUCGCUGGAGUGGACUGUGGUUGUAUUGGUGGUGGCUGGAUCAAGUAACUACCAAUACAGGUUGGAAAGGUGAUUACAACAAUCAACACCAAUACCAGUUUGGUGAACGAAAGCGAUCGAUAAUGCGUGAUCGUGUUGUUUAUACAAACAUAGCGUGGGAAAAUGGGAAAGCUUUGGGAUAAAAAUUCAUAAACUACGGAAAACCUUGUGAAAUUCACGAUUUUUUAAGAAUUUCAUGACAAGUGAAGAUCGUUCAAGCGAUCGCAACGAUUUUCAAACAGUCCAAUACGUGAUCGAACGCUAAUCAGCACCAAACUCGCAGUGAUCAUCCGCAUUCCACCGGUCUAAACCAACCUUUUCUCAAAUGUAUUGGUUGAACUCUUCAACUGCGCUGUUCCGCUGUGGACGAGAGACCAUUCGCCAUAUAUUAAAUGCGCAAGUUGAUUUGUUUACAUACUAAUUACUCCCGGAGAAGAGGAAACUAUCGUCAAGUAGCGUUCGAUGAUCGGCCCGUGUGCGAUCACGCAGUGAUUUGUUUAUCUUUUGACGGGGAAUUUUUGCUACUUAGCCACUCCAUACCUACCUAUACGCCCAAAGUGAUCGUGAAAGGUUUCACCUCUGAUGACAUUCCGCAGAUAUCAGCGCGAUCGCGCGAAACGAUCACUUGCCGCGUAGUCGACCUUGGCUGUCGCACAGUCGUCGCUAGAAGUCAAAACACACUGAUCUCGUCAGACUUGCUGGGGACAUCAGCACAAGUGGAUUCAUUCAUAAAGCGACGAAGCUUAUCGACUUCCGUUGAUCUUUUUCGCAGAAAGACUACGCAGAACUGUGUCGUGUGACGAACCAAGCCGGACGUCAUGCUGGAAGGAAGAAAGGGUCUGGUGGUGUGGUUGGGGGCGGCCGUAGGGUUGAUCUGCUUGGCCCAGUUUGCCUACUCGUGUAACGAGAUGGUCUGCGCCAGUAUCGUAUCCAAGUGCAUGCUGACGCAGAGUUGCAAGUGCGACAUGAAGAACUGUUCCUGUUGUAAGGAGUGUUCCGAGUGCCUGAGCUAUUUGUACACGGAGUGUUGCAGCUGUUUGGAGAUGUGCCCGAAGCCGAACGAAACGACCAACGAACUGAGCAAGCAGUCUCACGUGGAAGAGUUGGAAGGCUUCCCGAAUUUGUUCAACGUGCUGACCUCGGAGGAGGAUCCAGAGGAGCGCUGGCGGAUCUACACGUUCCCGAUCGAUCUGGAUGCCGCGAUGUACGGGUCGAAUGCCGAGACAGGGAUGAAGUACUUGAUGCAUUCUAGCGAUAACGACCUGAAACCCCGUCUUGACACCACUUCCAAAAUGACGGUCAACUGCACCGUUGCGUACAUGGCCCAAUGCAUGUCCUGGAACAAGUGCAAGGAGAGCUGCAUCACGAUGGGAGCCACCAGCUAUCGAUGGUUCCACGACGGUUGCUGCGAGUGCGUCGGCCAGACGUGCAUCAACUACGGCAUCAACGAUUCCCGCUGCCGGGAGUGUCCGGAGAACAAGGACCUCGAUCUGGACGACAUACCGAACGAGGACGAGCUGGACUACGGCGACGGGGUCGGACCGCUGGACAAUGGCGGCGUGGAGUCGACGAAUAUCUGAACGGGGGCGGCGGCGGCUUGGUGGGCGGUCGGGACGGCGAUGA